UUAUAACAACAUAUCCAAUUUGGCUUUUUAAUAAAUCGCCAAACCCAUUCCAUACUCGAUUACCAUAUUCCCAUUCAAUCCUAAUAGGGCGGGUAACCUGAUUAACCCUCAAAAUUCCCAUCCCUAGUUCAAAGGGAUCAUCCUUCAACGAAAUUAAAGGGAGACAUCAACCCUUAUUUAAAUCCCUUUAACCAAAUAACCCGAUUUUAUAUGGAGUAUGUACGGUAUAGAUAGGUAACCCAAAUCAAUUGCAUGCGCUCUCGAAGAGAAAUGGAUGCCUGGGAAGCCCUAGACAUAGACGAUUCAGAUCUUCCCUCACUCCUACGCCCUUGCAAACGCCAAGUUUGCACCAUUUCUUCUUCUUCUGGAUCUCCUCAACCCGUUGUCGGUUCUCACCCCCCUGCUUCCACAACCUCUUCGCCUCUCAUUCCGGGCCCCGCCGGAGCUCUUCAGGCCGCUUUUAUGCAGCGCAAAACCCACCUCCAUUCUCCCUUACCCACACAGGACUAUCUCCGCAGGGUGGCCCAAGAAGGCUUCCCCGACGACGAUCAUGACUUUAAGCACCACCAUUGGCUUCUCGCUCUGGAUUUUGUUCGGCGCCAAGGUACUAUCGAGGAAACACCUCUGAGUUUUAUGAGGAAAUGCCUUACUGCUGACAGGGUUCCUCUGGUUGUUGCAAUUAUCAAAUCUUCUACCCCAAAUGCGCUUGGUGAUCUCAUGGUAACUCUCAAGGAUCCGACUGGUACGAUUGGCGCCACCAUUCAUCACAAAGUUCUCACCGAGGGAAAGUUUGGAAGGGACAUAUCUGUUGGCUCGGUUUUGAUUCUCCAGGAGGUUACUGUUUUUUCCCCUACGCGCUCUACAUAUUAUCUCAACGUAUCACUGAGCAAUGUCGUUAAGGUGUUCUCUACUGGCAGCGGCUCUCUGUCACAAAAAAAUCAUAGUGCAUCAACGGUCACACACUGUCCAGCUACUGGCACUGAUUGCAGUGAUAAAUCAUGGAUGCCCCAGAAUGCCAUUCCUCUAUUGAAGAGAAGAAUUGAAGAAAUCAUGAACAGUGUCAGACAAGAUGCUAAUGUGAAAUGGAGUGUACGUAUGGAUCAACCAAUUCAGAAAGGAAGUUCUGGACAACCAGAAUGGGGAUACUGCAGCAAUGAAAGCAUCAGAAACCUAAGCCCUGUGGUAGAAAAAGGACCAGUACUGGUGAGAUGGGAUGCUAACAAAGAAAUCACAAAAGCAGCAGUUGGAGCUGAUACUGAUUGGAGGGCUGUGGAUGAUAAUCAUAAAAAGACUGAAGAACCUAAUGAUUUUGUUGUUGGAAGAAUAGAUGGAGCUAAGAGGAGGCAGCCCAUGAUUAUUAGAGAUUCACUUCCAGAGUGGACGGAUGAGCAGCUGGAUGAGCUUUUUGCACUUGAUUGUGAUCAUGAUGGCUCGCUUUUCUGAUAGCUGACUGAUAUGCAUGCAUUAAAGAUGAAAUCAAACUGUUUUCCCUUUUUUAUUAUAAAAUGCUUCGCCAAAUCUGGCAGCUGUCGAAACACCUGGAAACAUCUCAGCAUCAUCAAAAUUGUCAUUUAGAUAUCCACAUUUUGCAUUUGCUAUCUGGUUGUACAUAGGGUGUGUGAUUGGAGUGAUUGCCAUAGUGCCAUGGAUUAUUUUUAAUUGCUAACUUGCAAGAAGUUUGUGAUUGGAGUGAUUGCCAUAGUGCCAAAUAGAUGUUUUCGAAUUUGUGGAA
Vitis riparia (riverbank grape) is the source of this 1732-nucleotide messenger RNA. RefSeq lists its product as uncharacterized. The coding region runs from base 253 to 1443 and encodes 396 amino acids. The transcript has 7 exons. The record is from RefSeq and is a predicted model, not a curated record. Gene Ontology annotation, biological process: recombinational repair. Lineage: Eukaryota; Viridiplantae; Streptophyta; Magnoliopsida; Vitales; Vitaceae.